Colius striatus (speckled mousebird) is the source of this 2641-nucleotide messenger RNA. It is a transcript of the gene AIFM1, whose product is annotated as apoptosis inducing factor mitochondria associated 1. Gene Ontology annotation, cellular component: cytoplasm; mitochondrion. Gene Ontology annotation, biological process: apoptotic process; mitochondrial respiratory chain complex assembly. The transcript has 16 exons. The record is from RefSeq and is a predicted model, not a curated record. The coding region runs from base 628 to 2499 and encodes 623 amino acids. Gene Ontology annotation, molecular function: protein dimerization activity; FAD binding; NAD(P)H oxidase H2O2-forming activity. Lineage: Eukaryota; Metazoa; Chordata; Aves; Coliiformes; Coliidae.
CCGGUGAAGCCCGAGCGCCUCGGGAACGCGGGAGCCGGUGAAGCCCGAGCGCUGCAGGAGCCGGGCGGCCGCGCUGCCAGCCCAGCGUUCAGGGCACUCACUGCCACGGCUCUAACGACAGCUGUCAUUAGGACAGGCAGGAGCCUGUGGUUAAACAGCAGUAAAAUGAAGCGUUACCCGUCUCCUCAGCUGUUUGUCUUCCUGGCAGGCUGGCAGGUGUCUUCACCUGGGCUGGCAUCCCUUGCUGCUCCCUGCCCUUUGGGAUGGUCUUUCUGUUGGCAGAAGCCACCUUCUGCUUCUCAGCAGCAGAAGCUGUGUUGACAAAGGGACUUUCUGCUGGUGUGACUGUACCUGCUUGUCCUAACACGGUUAUGUUGAUGGGUGGUGGAGCAAAGUGUGUCUUUAGGAGAGGGCUGGAGAAGUGUGAUAGCCGCAGAGGUGUGGGAUGUGUGUAUCUCUGCAAUACACAGCUGGAAGGUUCCUUCAGCCAGAGUCUGUCUAACUUCCUAGUAGGUGUCCUGGCUGUUAAUUUGUUCAGUUACUCUUUGAUCUUGCAGAUGGGUUUGGUAUCCACAGCCCCUGGAGCUAUCUGUUGUGGCAAGAGAAUAAUUGCCUGCAGUGUCUCAGAUGUGGUGCCCGGCUUCUCAAACAAGCAGCUUGUUUCCCCGAUUUCAGAAGCAACUUGGUCUCUAUGUUUCAAAGCAUAACUUUGCAUUGGCAGUCUUGUGUUUUGGGUUUUGUUUUCUCUCUAACAAAUUGUGUUCCUUAGGCAACUUGUUGCAGCGCUGGAAUGUUCCCGUAGGAGUGCAGCUGAGCAGACAAGUGGCUAGCUCUGGUGUGCCCGGGGGCAGAGGCCAUAGCUCUGUUUUUGUCCUUAUUGUGGGCUUGUCAACGUUAGGAGCGGGUGUCUAUGUGUACAGAACCCUGAGAGAAAAGAAAGAGCGAUUCACCAGCCGUGUCACAACCAUAACCACACGAUCUCCCUCCGAUACAGAUGCUGCUUCUCAGGGCACAGCAGCUCCGGGGGCUCACCCUGAGCUCCCAUCCCACGUUCCUUUCCUGCUGAUCGGCGGAGGAACCGCUGCUUUCGCCGCUGCCAGAUCCAUCCGGGCUCGUGACCCCGGUGCCCGGGUGCUGAUUGUGUCUGAAGAUCCUGCCCUGCCCUAUAUGCGUCCUCCUCUCUCCAAAGAGCUGUGGUUUUCCGACGAUCCGGAUGUGACGGAGAGCCUGCGAUUCAAACAGUGGAACGGCAAGGAGAGGAGCAUCUAUUUCCAGCCGCCGUCGUUCUAUGUGCCCGUCCAGGACCUGCUCUCUGUAGAAAAUGGUGGGGUGGCAGUUCUCUGUGGCAAGAAGGUUGUGCAUAUGGAUGUGAGAGGUAACACAGUGAAACUCAGCGAUGGCAGCCAGAUAUCCUACGACAAAUGUCUCAUUGCCACUGGUGGUUCCCCGAGGAACCUGCCGGCCAUUGAGAGAGCCGGGCAGGACGUACAGCGGCGCCUGACGCUCUUCCGCAAGAUUGAGGACUUCAAAAGCCUGGAGAAGAUUUCAAGAGAAGUCAAGUCCAUCACAAUUAUUGGUGGUGGUUUUCUGGGCAGUGAGCUGGCCUGUGCCCUGGGACGAAGAGCACGAACCAGAGGCCUGGAGGUGAUUCAGCUGUUUCCAGAGAACGGCAACAUGGGCAAAGUCUUGCCUGAAUACCUCAGCAACUGGACAACAGAGAAGGUCAGAAAAGAGGGUGUUAAUGUCAUGCCCAACGCCGUGGUCAAGUCUGUCUCUGUCUCUGGCAAUCGGCUGCUGAUUAAACUGAAGGAUGGCCGAAAGGUGGAGACUGAUCACAUCGUGGCUGCUGUAGGGCUGGAGCCUAACGUGGAGCUGGCCAAGUCUGCGGGGCUGGAGGUGGACUCGGACUUCGGGGGCUUCCGUGUGAACGCGGAGCUGCAGGCACGCUCCAACAUCUGGGUGGCAGGGGAUGCUGCCUGCUUCUACGACAUCAAACUGGGCCGGAGACGCGUGGAGCACCACGACCACGCCGUGGUCAGCGGGAGGCUCGCUGGAGAAAACAUGACAGGAGCUGCAAAGCCCUACUGGCACCAGUCCAUGUUCUGGAGCGAUCUGGGCCCUAACGUGGGCUAUGAAGCCAUUGGGCUGGUUGACAGCAGCCUGCCCACCGUGGGAGUGUUUGCCAAAGCCACGGCAAAGGACACGCCGAGGAGCGCCACGGAGCAGUCAGGGACGGGCAUUCGGUCCGAGAGCGAGACGGAAGCAGAAGCCUCCGAGGUUCACAUCGCUCCAAGUGCUUCACCAACGCCUCAGGUUCCCAGGAAAGGGGAAGAUUAUGGCAAAGGUGUCAUCUUCUACCUCAGGGAUAAAGUGGUGGUAGGAAUUGUGUUGUGGAACAUCUUCAACAGGAUGCCUAUUGCUCGGAAGAUCAUCAAAGAUGGGGAGGAGCAUCAUGAUCUCAAUGAAGUAGCAAAGCUUUUCAACAUCCACGAGGACUGAGCUGGGGCUGGGCCAGUGCAGCAGGAGCGUGUGGGGCCCUGGGUGCCCCUUCAGCCAUCUCUGGCAGCUUCCUCUGGGAACUGGGGAGAAGCUGCAGUCACAGACUACUAAUGUUUGCACCAAUAAAGCCAGACUCUUCUAA